UGUCGCUCUGGGGGGACUGCUGUCACGAUACCGAUUUGUGGGAUACUUUUCGGUUUUAUGUUGUGCCGUUGUUCAAUUCCAAGAGGAGGGAGUAGGAUGGCUAGGGAGGCGCGCAACCAGGUGCUGCUGUUCAGGAGGAAGUGCUGGGUUUGUCCGAUUGGGGCUGGUUCAGUGUUCAAUGGAGGAGAGGGGACUCUGUGUGCUGUUGCUCGCGGGCUUGGAGCUCGGAUGAUCUAGAUGCGCUCCCAGGCGGUUUGUACGGAUAUAACAUCGGCCACCCCGCCUGGCUUGCCUUGGGUUCGUCGUCCUUCUCGAAUGAAUGAAUGAAUGAUGAUUCCGGGGCGCGGUUUUGGUUUAUCCCUGCGGAUUCUGUGUUUCUCUAGGGCGUUACGGCGUGAGUCUUGAGAAAUUUGUCUUCGCGUUGUUUGCCUUGUCUUCGUUACAGCACAGCUUUGGUAAUUGAUGAAUUUGUUAAGGCUACGUACUCUGACUGUUUGGUAAUUUCGAUGAUUGAUUAGUCUUCCCUGCUUUUUUUUACUGUUGUUAAUUGAUUAAUUAAUCAUUUAUGUGACUUCCCGAGUCUUGUCUCGUAGCAGCAAUGCUGCCACGCUAAUCCCCUGCAGUGAAUAAUUAGAGGGAAAGGAAAUAUUAUCUCUUCACAAGUAUCCAAAGCAAGCCAUCAAGCAUUAUCCAAUUUAAAUCCAGCAACAACAUUGGGGCACCAUAAGCUAUACCCUUCAUGUAGAACAUACUUUUAUGCUUCAUUAGUCGAUUUUGUUGAAGAAAAUUCCCAGUAACUUCAAGUGAACCCUGACGGUUCUACUGAUGUGUUGAUGCUUUGGUUUUUUGUUGUUUGCAUCGAAGUGUACAAAACCUUGAUGCAUGUUCCUGGUUCAUAAGUGGUACCUUUUAAAAAAAGGCCCUUGUUUCCGGUGCUACUUCCGAUGAGAAAUGAUUAAUCUUCUAGGCAAGAGAUUCGUCUCACAUGCAUGUGUGAUGUGGAUUUUCUUGUCUGUCCCCAAACACUCGGAAUCUCCGCAAAUAGUUUUGUUUAUUUGCCUUGUCCUUGUUCGAAUGCUUCAUGUUCCAUAGCAGCAACAAUUUGCACAGAUUGUCUUCUGUUUAAUAUUUUUAGUGUAUGUACAGUGCAUAUAUAAAUGCCACCUUCCUCCCUUGCUUAGAAGCCUCCACUAAAUCACUUCUCCUCCCCCGAUCCAACCAUGCCAUCCCUGUGAGAAGUUUGAGAGUCAACAGCUACUGUAACAUUUGAGAAAAUUGUGUACGAAAAUCGAUCUGGGCCUUUGCAGCGUUGCAGUAGCCUGCAGAGAGCUUGUUUGAUGAGAGACACAUUGAUGUGGUUGGCUUUAGAAGUUGUUAAUAGUCAUGGAUGUUCUUAAGAGUGACGUGCAGAAUGCUUCUCUUGUUGAUGAGACUCGAAGACCACCAUUAGUUCCAUCUGAGAAGCACAAUGCUUCUGCAGUUAGCCGAGGGAGAGAUGUUGCAUCCAGGUACAAGACUGAUAAGGCUGCUACCCCGACAAGGCGAUGCACAUCUCCAAGUCUUGGCCGGACCUCAGUAACUAACAGCACACAGUUACCUAUAAGAGCACAAUCUGUAGACAGAAGAAGACCCUCAACGCCUUCAACCCCUUCUUCUAGGGCAUCAAUACCCUCCACCCCAACAUCAAGGUCUGUCACACCAGUUCGUGAUACCAUCAAAGAGGUAAAUAAGAGUUCGAGGUGUAUAACGAACGAAAGGUCCCCACAUGGCUUGUGGCCAGCAAAGCGGAACCUUUGUCCCUCCUUCCAGUUGGGGUCUUUGGCUACCCCUGGUAAGGAAAAAGAUAAGAUAACCUCUAGCCCAUCUUUGGAUCGGACCAAGGGACAAGUAGGUGUUCUGACUGAGAGGAAGAGGAGUCCUCUGAGAAGGAAGAAAAUUGGUGAACAAUGUGAGAAUGCUCAACCUUCAGAAAACCCACCUAAGAGGGCAACUGAGCAAAACCGAUGGCCAGCGAUGAUAAGUGCGCGUGGGCCUGCCAAUCACAUGUCUAGUGCUGAGCUUUCCGACAAAGCUAGCAGAUCAGUCCCUUUAUCAAAUGCUUCUAGAGGGCUUUCACCGAGGAAGAUUCCAGCUUCUGAAGACACAGGUAAAAGGCUGAAUCAGUCAUUGGAUGAUGUGGCGAGGAGAUUGGCUAUUCAUGCAAGCAGAAGAGAUGAACUGGUCUCUUGCAGUGAUGUUAAUUCACAGACAGCAGAAAGAUCUAAAUAUGUGAGCCGUCCAAGUAGGACAAUCACUUUACCUGUUCCCGUUCUUCAUCGCUCUUCCUCACCAAGCAAGAUCUUGUCAACUUCAUCCUCUGCUUCUAGGGCUUUUCAGAGCCCAUCUCGGGCAAGGCCUUCAACACCUUGCCGGUCACAAAGUGCUGGAACUAUUCAAUCAGGUGUUGCAUCUCCGAUUGUUAGCUACAUGGUUGAUCCAAGAAAGGGAAAGAAGAAUACCAGCCAAAUUGAAAAUAUCCACCAACUGCGCAUGCUGUAUAAUAGAUCUUUGCAGUUUCUCUUUGUAAAUGCUCGUGCAGAAGAUAUUCUAUCUUUCCAAAAGGCUACUGUUGAGAGUAUUAUUUAUAAUGUUUGGAGGAAUACCUCGAACUUGCGGGAUGCUGUUAAUCUGCGAAGAAUCAUGUUGCAACGCCAUCAGCAAGAGUUGAAGCUGCAUGACAUCUUACAAGAGCAGGUUGCUUACCUUGAACAAUGGCCAGCACUUGAAAAGGAGAAUAGUGAUUCUUUAUUUAGGGCAACAGAAGCUCUAAAAGCAAGCACACUACGCCUUCCAGUCACAUCAGGAGCAACGGCUGAUGUGAUUAGUCUUAAGAAUGCUGUAAGCUCAGCUGUCGAUGUAAUGCAAGGCUUGGGAUCAUCAGUUUGUCGUAUGCUUUCUAAGGUUGAAGACCGGACAUAUUUGGUUUCAGAGCUCUCGGUUAUAGCAGAUCAAGAAAAUGCCAUGCUUCAUGAAUGCAGAGAACUCUUAGCUAUGGCAGCGAAAUUGGAGGUACAGGAGUCUAGCUUGCGGACACAUCUUAUGGAAGUGAAGGACUUGUCCAGAUGAAUUAACAACCGGAGUGAAGAUAAUACACACACACCAAUCUUUCUGAAUAGGUACAACUAUGCAAGUUGAGCUGGUGACUAUAAGAACAUAAUUCUUAAAAAAAAAACUUAUAACAGACAAGGAAUCCGUAUAGAGUAAUAACAAAACAAAAGAAUGUUAAACAUCCCCUGGCGAUCAAGGUGUGAUGCUGUGCAGAUCAAGCCUGAUGUGCAGAUAACAACUCACAGUGCUUAGAGAUAUUAGCUUUUAGGUCUCAUGUGUAAAUGACUUACCAUAGAGUGCAAUUCUAGCCUCUGCCCCCACUUUUAGUUGUUCCUUAUUUUGUUAGUAGUUUCUUUUCAAGGGUAGGACCCUAUUCUUUUCUGUUGUUUUUUAGCGCCUGGAAAAGGAUUGCACAAAUGAAAUUGAAGGGAAAGAUAAUGAAAAAAAGAUGGAAUCUCUUCUUUGUACUGUACAACAUAUGUGACCAGAUUAUGUAGCUGCACUCUCUCGCCUUAACCAACUCCAUUGUUUCGAGAAUACUGAGACCUCACGUACGAAUAUCCAUGUUGCUGUUGCACUGCAGUCUAAAA
Messenger RNA from Brachypodium distachyon (stiff brome), 3677 nucleotides. RefSeq names its product QWRF motif-containing protein 4. The record is from RefSeq and is a predicted model, not a curated record. Gene Ontology annotation, molecular function: microtubule binding. The transcript has 7 exons. Gene Ontology annotation, biological process: centrosome cycle; spindle assembly. Lineage: Eukaryota; Viridiplantae; Streptophyta; Magnoliopsida; Poales; Poaceae. Gene Ontology annotation, cellular component: cytoplasm; centrosome; nuclear microtubule. Bases 1384 to 3105 code for a protein of 573 amino acids.